AUGGCACUCCCGCUCAUUCAACCACCCAAGCAUUUCGAGCCGGGCAGCAAUCCCCCCGAAGCGUGGUCGGACUGGAAAGCGGCCUAUCAGCUUUACGAAGCAGCAUGCGAGUACAGCGCGAAGCCAGAAGCAACAAGGCGAGCACUGCUACUUCACGUCAUGGGUCCAACAGCGCGGAAGGUCGUGGAGACAUUCCGUUUUUCUCCGCCAGCUGAAGGUGAGCAAAGAAGCGACACAGUGGCAGCCAUUUUUGCAAAGUUCGACGAGAGAUACCUUCCGUACAAAAACGUGACACAAGCGACAGCCGUCUUCAACAGCAUGUGUCAAAAAGAAAACCAGCCCAUUGACCAGUUCAUUGCUGAACUCCAGCAGCAAGCAGCAAAAUGCGACUUCGGUGACAAGCAUGACCACCUCCUGGGCGACAGGAUCAUCGUCGGCAUUCGGGAUGCAGCACUUCGAGAAAGGCUGUUUCGCGAGAGAGACCUAACACUGGAGAAAAUUGUCGCGACGUGCAGAGUUGCGGAAAUAUCCAAGCAGCAUGUGUCUUCGCUAGCAACGGCAGCAGAUGGACAAGAAGUGAAUGUGGACAACUUGAACAGAAAACACAAGCAAGCUCGACAACAAGCACCCGACAAGCAACAGCCGAGAGGACAACCAUCGUUGUACCGAAGAAACAGUCAGCCUAGAGAAACAGUAUCUCAACGCACAUGCGGCAGGUGUGGAACCUUGCACCAACCCCGACAUUGCCCCGCCUACGGCUCUACCUGCUACGCGUGUGGGAAGUUGGGACACUACGCGAGUGUUUGCCGUCAGAAGCAACGAACAAUGCAGAGAAAAGUUCGGAUGCUUGGCGCCGACCAGGGUGACGACCCCGACCAAGAACUCUUCUUGGGAAGCCUCACCGUGGACAUUGUGGAAAAUUCAUCAUCAGACUGGUUCGAAUGCGUCGAAGUUAAUGGCCGCGACGUGAACUUUAAGUUGGGCACAGGGUCCGACGUGAACAUUCUCCCUGAGCAGCUAGUGUUGAAAUGGAAGCCCCAGCCGACUGUGACAACAACAAAGGCAAAGACCACAACUUACCUCGGUGAGCAACUCGACAUCGAUUAUGAAUGUGAGCUCUCUUGCUCAGUGAAAAACAAGCAAAGCAUCCUAAAAUUUUUGCUAGUCAAAGAAAGCCUCAAGCCUAUACUUGGAGCAGCUGCAUGCACAGCGCUAGACUUGGUGCACAGAGUCAGGAACAAUAAAGCAGUGGAAAAGACGUACCCCUCAGCUUCUCAACAGCUUGAAGCCGUGCUCCAAGAAUUUCCUGAUGUGUUCAGAGGCACUGGCAGGCUACCUGGAGAAUACAGCAUACACCUCCAGCCAGAUGCUAAGCCUACAGUUUUUGCCCCUCGCCGUGUAACUAGUGCACUAGAAAAUACUGUGAAAGCUGAACUCGAACGAAUGGAACAGAAUGGCAUAAUCAAGCGUGUGACGGAACCAACAGACUGGGUGCAUCCUAUCGUCAUAAUCACAAAGAAAGAUGGAAGUGUGCGAAUCUGUCUUGACCCAAGGAACUUAAACGCAGCCGUGAAGCGACAUCACUAUCGCAUUCCAGUUCCAGAAGAACUGUUCGCGCGGCUAAGUGGGUGUACAGUGUUCUCAGUUUUGGAUGCCAAGAGUGCAUUUUGGCAGUUAGCUCUUGACGAAAGCAGCUCGUAUUUGUGCACAUUUGCCACACCUUGGGGACGCUAUAGGUUCCUUCGGGUACCAUUUGGCCUCAAUACAGCCACUGAACUUUUUCAGCAAGCAAUUGACAGUAUCUUUGAACGUCAAGGCCUUGUCACGCCAUACUUUGACGACAUCUUGAUCGCAUCAAGAACACUUGAAGAGCAUGUGGCACACUUGCGUAAAGUGCUCAGCACAGCACGAGCUAACAACCUCAAACUGAACUAUGACAAACUCAAACUGGGUUUGCCCUCAGUCACCUACCUAGGACAUCAGCUGACACAGCAAAGCAUCACCCCUGAUCCCAGUAAAGUCAAGGCGAUCAAUGCAAUACCAGCACCAACUAGCAAAGCUUAG
Molecule: messenger RNA, 2064 nt
Organism: Dermacentor andersoni
Lineage: Eukaryota; Metazoa; Arthropoda; Arachnida; Ixodida; Ixodidae
Source: RefSeq, a predicted model, not a curated record